Molecule: messenger RNA, 5848 nt
Organism: Paramuricea clavata
Lineage: Eukaryota; Metazoa; Cnidaria; Anthozoa; Malacalcyonacea; Plexauridae
Source: the annotation of a GenBank genome assembly
UACCAUGAGAAAAAAGAGCAGAACCAUCUGUUUUAUUUAAAAGGCCCAAUUCACAGCUCAAAGAUCGCAAGUUUACUGAAUUUUGGGAACUAGCGGCGGCCAUAUUGAAUUUCAACUUUGUACUGCCAUAUACGUCGUGUUAGUCGAAAUAUAGUGGCGAGGUUAUAUUAUAUAAAGAAAACAUGGCGUACUUGGUGCGGAAUAUUCUGUUUAGAACACAGCUAACUAGGGGUUAUAAACAGUUUCUUUUUGCGGGAUCGAAGGUUAGAACUAAAAUUAAAAUACUUGUUGUUACUUAUAAAGUUAGAUUUCAAAAAUUCAUUGUUUAGUUUGUAAAUAUUAUACGUAUAUAAAUAAAUUAUAAUAAAUUAUUACAAAACACAAAUACAUUUUUUAUAUAUAGUCAUAAUGAAAAGUUGUGUUCCAUAUGUUGUGUUCAAUAUGUUGUGUUCAAUUUAUAUUAUGCUUCUUGUGUAGUGAGAUCAAAGUUCUAGAACUUUUUGUUGCUAAACUGCCAUUUUCUAAGAUGGUUACCUAUAUUAAAUCCUGACGUUUGGAAAGUGCACACCCGAGAUUUCGAAAAUUUAAUAGUGAAUAUAUAGAAAGCGUCAAAAUUGCAUGCCUGAUAUUUCAGUCACGCGAAACAAACUUUCAACACUGGGGUACCUUCGCCUAUUAAAACCCUCCAAAUAUACCACCCACUCCUCCCCCCCACCACCACCUGUGUAAAAAGAGAGAAAGUGUACCCUCAUCUCUGUAGGGCUGAUACUCUUCCAAACACCACCCAAAUUAUGUAAUGAAAUAAUGUAAUAAAAUGGUAAUUCCAUUCAACAGUAUUUCUCAAGUACCUCAAUUGAAGGGUCAGCAUCAUUGGACGCAGAUGAUGACGUUCCUCAUUUUCCUGGCUUAAAGUCAAAGUUCACGGACAAGUUAGAGUUUGUCAAUGCAGAAGAGGAAGGCCAUAUUCCUGUUUAUCGAGUAAUGAACCGUAAGGGUGAGAUCACAGAUAAAGAAAAUGAACCUACGGUAUGGUAGUUGAAUAUUGAAUGCUUUAAUUUGUUCAAGAGUUAAUAUACACCUUUCCGGAAAGUUUGUCACCUUGGCUAAUGGCUAUAGAGCCUCGUUUUAAUGAUUGAGACGUUGGGCUUUAAUUAAUUAGUGUCACAUACUCAAAAACGAGACCCUAUAUAGCCAAAGUGACAUACUAUCCAGAAGGGUUAUUCUAUAUAUCAUAGUCCAUCGAGAUAUCGGCCUUGAAACUAUGCAAAGACAAAGUUCAAAGGAUCUAUAAUGAGCAAUGAUUUUAUAAAACAACUUCACUGUGUACAAAUCUUGUGAAUUCAUAUUUCAACAGGCAGCAUGGAUGACCAUGGAUUUUAACAGAACAACAGCAAUGAUUAUGAACAUAUCAACUAUUAUAAACCAUUCCAUGAAAUUCAGUACUAAACUUAGCUAAUAGCAAUUGUAUCAUGUUAUAUUUGUUCCACAGUUGAGCAGAGAGAUCAUUGAGAAGGUCUAUAGGAAAAUGACAUUAUUAAGUACCAUGGACAGAGUUUUAUAUGAGUCACAGAGACAGGUAGGUACUCAGUUUUCUGCCAGAUGAAUUUUCUGUCUUAUGGCUGUAGAAAAUUCUAUUCCUGCUCAUUAAGGGGUCCUCAGGCAUCAAUGGGUUAACUUUCUAGGGAAGAAUCUCAUUUUACAUGACGAAUUAUGGUGAAGAGGCAGCCCACUUUGGCACAGCAACUGCCCUUGACCCAGAGGAUCUUAUAUACGGCCAGUAUCGUGAAGCUGGUGUCUUGCUAUGGCGUGGUUUCACAUUGGACGACUGUAUGAACCAAUGCUUUGCCACUGAAUUGGACAGAGGAAAGGGAAGGCAAAUGCCAGUGCAUUAUGGCUCAAAGAAACUUAAUUUUGUUACAAUAUCGUCAACUCUAGCUACACAAAUGCCGCAAGGUAUAUAAUAUUACUUUGUAUUUAUUCUAUUGUAUGCCUUUGUCAACUGGACCAAUACUAUGGAAAGUCAAGAAGUGAGAACAGGAAGCAUUAAUGCAACCAAGCAUUAGCUGAAGUUUUGUAAAAAUUAGUAACUAAUAAAGAAAACUCAUUAUUUUUAGCUCCAGGUGCAGCAUAUGCCAUAAAACGUUCAGGCAAGCCUCUUUGUGUGGCGUGUUAUUUCGGAGAGGGUGCAGCAAGUGAAGGCGAUGCACAUGCUGCAUUUAACUUCUCAGCAACCCUGGAAGUUCCAGUUUUGUUCAUAUGGUGAGAACUGCUGUUGGAAAUUUUUUGAGAAUUUUCAAUAAAUUGGUGGCCAACAAAUUCUUCUCUUGUCUAACUCUGGUCACAAACUGGCCUAGUAUCAGCUGCUCAGAUUCUCGCUAUCCUUUCCUGACCUAAAUCAUGUCCACCUUUUAAGUUUCUUUUGCUGAGCUGGCGUACCAAUCUUGACUUCAGUCUCCUCCAUUUUUUGUACCUCUUCAUCUCCACUUAUAAUGUAUCUAUACUAUCUCAAACCUUCUCACAUCUCCACAUGUUCCACUGAUGUUUUCAAUUCUGAAUGGCUUUCCUUCAUUUCGUCUUAUUACAUAUCCAUAUUAUCAUAUAGCCAUGCCAUUCUCAUCUUUGCAAUGUCUCCCACCACACAUCUUCUGAUCUCUUCAAUCUAUGGUGUUUCUGACCAGCUCUCCUUCAUCUCUUCUUAUUACGUGUCCAUGUUUUCGUCGCCUUGCUCUUCUCAUCUUGGUAAAGUCUACCACCCACAUCUUCUGAUGAGUGAUGUCUUCAUCCCAUAAUGUCUCUGACUGGCUGUCCAUCAUAUCUUCUUAUUAUGUGUCCAUACAAUUUCAUCCUUGCUUUCCAAUAUCUACGACCCGCUGAUCUACUACGACUUAUAAAGUCAUCUUUUGAUCUCAUCAUCUUUCAUAACGAAAUAGUGGUCAAUUAUUUAUUCAAAGUUUUUUUUACAGUCGAAACAAUGGUUAUGCAAUUUCAACGCCUUCGUCAGAACAAUAUCGAGGGGACGGAAUAGGUAGGCGCGGUGGAUCUUAACUAAACUAACUUCAUCUAUACUUGAUAGUUUUAUCAGUUCCAAACUGUUCUCCGGCCCUAGAGGUUCAGGAAGGACCAUCAUUAAUUGGGCGAGAGUAUAUAUGUGCAUAGAAAGCUAUCUCGCAUACGAUUGAAGUGAAAUUAUAAACAGACAACUGCGUCUUGCAGGAAUCACACCUCGGUUACGGAGAUGAAAGGCUCAUGCAUUAACCACUAUUUUUUUCGCUAGCCGGACGUGGCCGUGGUUAUGGUAUACGCUCAAUAAGGGUGGAUGGAAAUGAUCUAUUUGCCGUUCACAAUGCUACUAAGGCAGCCAGAGAAUAUGCUGUACGGGAGUCUAAACCUGCUUUGAUUGAAGCUAUGACAUACAGGUAUACCCAAUAUAAUUUAGAGUAGGAGCUUUCCGAAAGAAGUAGGUGGCUUUAAGGUGCCGAAGGUACUGCCAAUCUAGGGGUCUAACGUCGUUUCCAGUACCUGUGAAGACUCUGAAACUUAGGCAUAAUAUCGACAUAUCGUGUAAAGUUUAUGAUGUUUUAAGAGCAUGAAACCUUUCUCUUGUCAUUUCUAUGGUAGGGAGGAAAUAAAUUCAAGAAACAGCCGGCGACUUUCUACGUCAUAGGCGUCGAAAUUCGCCGGGUGCCGGCUUCUAUUGCGAACACCGCAUACUUUCGAUUUUUGAAUGUAAAAACCGAACUCUUACCAUUAUUGGUUAUUAUAGAUUUCCCAUAUGGUAAAUUAGUAAAAACCAUGAUGUUUAAUUUUACCAUUGAUAGUAUUUUUUUUCCUGUGCACAGGAAAGUACCAUUAAUGGUAAAUAUUAAUUAACAUCAUGUUUUUUACCAAUUUACCAUAUGGGAAAUCUAUAAUAUGAUGGCACGUUGGUGUUGUCUAACUGUUGGACCAAUAUGGUAAUUAAGAGUUUAGUUUGUACAUUGAUAGUGUACAUGGUAAAUCUUUAGAAAGCAUACAAAAACCCAUUAAUGGAAAUUUUAAAUUUUUUCCCUUGUUUGUCACUUACCAUUCUAACUGACUGUCUCAAUGACGCGCUGUCGAUGUCGAGUUGGGACAUCCAAAAAGUAAUUGUAGCAAGUGAUUUGACUUCAAAUCCAAUCAGUGUGUAUGAUUACGCUCCUUAUCUGCAUGACGAAAGAAAAAAUCAUUUAAUAAUGAAGACGUACAAACGACUAUCAUUUCACUUUAGAAUUGGCCAUCACAGCACAAGUGAUGAUUCGACGGCAUAUCGCUCAAAAGAUGAAGUCAGUUACUGGGAUAAACUUGACCAUCCUAUUGCUAGAUUAAGGUUUGUGUCUUUUGUGUCUUACGCAUAAGUAAUAACUAAGGCCAGUUCCCUUCUACCUGUAAGUCGGGAUAAAGUUUCAGUUUGAAUCUUUACAAUCUGACACUUGGAAGAUUUAAAAUAUGCACAUCAAAGUUACAAAGUAUUCAACUGUUCAAUCACUCAUUUGUGUUUUCCAUACAACCACAAUAGAAAUGCAAUUUGGUUAAUGCAGCUGAUUCAAAAAAGGCUGUCCUUUGCAAACCGUAAACUCUAAACCUUAAACCUUAAACCUUAAAUUUUAAGUGUGCAAAGCAUAAUGGGAGCAUCAUUUAAUCAGUUUAGAAAUCAUAUAUGUGGCCCAUUUCUUAGAGACAUGGUAAAUACAGCCAUUUUCGUCCAAGCACAAACCGCAAACAUUUUCGCGCGUUUGCUUACGUUUGAAACGGGGCGUUUACCGUUGGAAACUGAAAUGUUUCACCGCUCAUGUGACGUGUCACAUUGAAAAGCCUUAAGCUAUUUUUGGCGCAACUAUCAUGUUUUGAUGUGCCUCCGUGCACGUUUCAAUAUUUCCAAGCCCAUGAUAAUACGUUUUAGUCACAAAAAGUAUGAAUAUAAACAAGUUUGGUCGCUCUUACAAUAUCGUGAGCUUGGAAAUACUGAAAAGUACACGAAAGCACAUCAAAACAUGAAAAAUAACUGAAUUACGCUUUUCACAAUAACACGUCACAUGAGCGGUGAAACAUGUCCGUUUCCAACGGUAAACGCCAUGUUUCAAACGUAAACAAACGCGCGAAAAUGUUUGCGGUUUGUGCUUGGACGAAAAUUGCUGUAUCUCCUUACGAGAACAAUUCAUUCACAUUUAGCUGCAAAAUUCAACUACUAAGCUUCAAACUUGUGCUCCCAUUAAGUUUGCGCGCUUAGAGUUUAAGAUUUAGAGUUUAAAGUUUGCAAAGGACAACCUUUUUUGAAUUGGCUGUAUACGGAUAAAGUUUCGAAGAACAAUUAGUUUUCUAAAAUUUUCCACUUGCAUUCAGAUUAUCUAAAUGUAUCAUUCUUCAUUAUGCUUCACCCAUGGAACAAAUUAUGCACGUAUUAAGAAAUUAGUCAAACACAUGGAUGUAAAGUAUAAAAGAUUGAACAGUUGGUUACAUUUGAUAUGCAUAUUUUAAAUUUUCUAAUCUGAACUACAACUUACUAAAAUUUUUAUAAUGACUUUGCCUUUUAAAUCAUUCAGACGUUACAUGGUCUCGAAAGAAUGGUGGGACGAUGAGCAGGAGGAAAAAUGGAAGCGAGAUGCCCGCCUGCAGGUUAUGCAGGCCUUUGGGCGGGCUGAGAAAGCCGUCAAACCGCCGAUGAAAGAUCUGUUUACGGACGUUUACGACGAAAUGCCACGACACUUAGCCGAACAAUACGAAGAAUGUUCUGCGCAUGUUAGCAAAUAUCCAAACGAAUAUCCAAUUGAUAAUUACGCUAGCAAUGAAUGAAAAUAAUGUAUGAUAUUUAAUAAAGAAUAUAAUAUUUGGC